This is a messenger RNA of Heterostelium album PN500, 489 nucleotides long. RefSeq names its product vacuolar ATP synthase subunit H. The record is from RefSeq and is a predicted model, not a curated record. Gene Ontology annotation, cellular component: vacuolar proton-transporting V-type ATPase, V1 domain. Gene Ontology annotation, molecular function: proton-transporting ATPase activity, rotational mechanism. The coding region runs from base 1 to 489 and encodes 162 amino acids. Gene Ontology annotation, biological process: proton transmembrane transport. NCBI's taxonomy places the organism in Eukaryota, Evosea, Eumycetozoa, Acytosteliales, Acytosteliaceae. The transcript is spliced from 3 exons.
AUGAUUGAAGGUGGAUUGAUUCGUAUGUUAAACUUUUUGAGCAACAAGAAAUGGGGAGAUCAAGAUAUUGUCGACGAUCUCGAGAAACUCUCUGAAGCAUUAUCACAAGAUAUCGCCAAGAUGAGUUCAUUCGAUAAAUAUAGAACUGAAGUACAAACAAACGAGUUGGAAUGGUCACCAGUUCACAAAUCAGAGAAUUUCUGGAAAGAAAACGCAUUGAGAUUCGAAGAGAACUCACACAGCGUCUUGAAGCUUUUACAUUUAAUCCUACAAAAGUCAGAGAACCCAGUUCACCUUUCGAUCGCUUGUCACGAUCUUGGUGAAUUUGCUCGUUUCCAUCCACGUGGAAAGAUUAUUAUUGAAGCACUCGGUAUCAAACAAGAUAUCAUGAGAUUGAUGACCAAUCCAAACGAAGAGGUCAAGAAACAAGCAUUGUUUGCUUUACAAAAGAUGAUGAUUAACAACUGGGAAUACUUAUCAGCAAAGUAA